Messenger RNA from Dromaius novaehollandiae (emu), 3133 nucleotides. RefSeq names its product transmembrane channel-like protein 1. The coding region runs from base 1 to 2871 and encodes 956 amino acids. The record is from RefSeq and is a predicted model, not a curated record. The transcript has 20 exons. NCBI's taxonomy places the organism in Eukaryota, Metazoa, Chordata, Aves, Casuariiformes, Dromaiidae. Gene Ontology annotation, biological process: detection of mechanical stimulus involved in sensory perception of sound; vestibular reflex. Gene Ontology annotation, molecular function: mechanosensitive monoatomic ion channel activity; voltage-gated calcium channel activity. Gene Ontology annotation, cellular component: plasma membrane.
AUGCCUAACCAUGAAAAGCCAACCACCACUGAAGGAAAUGAUAGCAGUGAUGUUGACAAAGAAAAAGGCAGCACAGCAGACAAUGAAGAAAAUGUCAAAGAAAUAGAUAAAGAGAGGAAGAAAGCAACACCCAGAACUAGACGGGGGCAUGGCAGAGGAAGAGCCAGACAUGGUGGUGAGGAAGAUGAGGAUGAUGAUGAAGAUGGGCCAAGGAGAGCCGGGCAUCGCAGGCACAGAAACAGGAGAGGACGGGGAAGGGCAUCUGGAAAUGAGGGCAGUGAUUCUGAGGUGGAACCCCGCAAAACCAGGAAGAACCAGGCAAAUCAGAAAUCCAAGGAAGAUGAUGAAGAAGAGGAAGAUGAGAAAGGAUGUAAAAAUGGGAAAGGCAAAAAUGAGAAGAAACAGGAUAAAAAGUCUGAUAAGAAAGGGAAAAAAGAGAAGGCCAACAAGAAGAAAAAGGACAAAAAGAAAUCAGGUUCAGGCUCCGAUUCUGACUCUGAGGAGGAGCCGAUUACAGAGGAGGAAUUGGCCAAGCUGAAAGAAGAGGUAGAAGAAAAAAAGAAGCUAAUUGCCACUCUACGAAACAAGCCAUGGAAGAUGAAAAAGAAGCUGGCUGUCCUGAAGGAAGCCCAGCUUUUUGUUGAAAGGUUUGAAGGUGCACUUGGGAAAGGAAAAGGAAAAAAGUUCUACGUGUACAAAGUGAUGAUGACCAAGAAAUGGAUGAAAUUUCAAAGAGAUUUUGAGAAUUUUAAGACAGCCUGCAUACCCUGGGAAAUGAAAAUUAAGGAGAUCGAAAGUCACUUUGGCUCAUCAGUAGCUUCUUAUUUCAUAUUCUUACGCUGGAUGUACGGAAUAAACAUGAUUCUCUUUGGACUGACCUUUGGACUUGUAAUGGUGCCCGAGGCUUUGAUGGGAAAGCCAUAUGGCUCUUUACCUAGAAAAACUGUCCCAAGAGCUGAAGAAGCAAGUGCUAUGAACUUUGCUACUCUCUGGGAUUUUAGUGGCUUUGCACAGUAUUCUGUGCUCUUUUAUGGUUAUUACAAUAACCAGAGGACAAUUGGAUGGCUAAAGUUCAGGAUGCCUCUUUCCUAUUUCCUUGUUGGAGUUGGGACUAUUGGCUACAGCUUUAUGAUUGUCAUUCGAACAAUGGCAAGAAAUGCAAAUGAAGAUGGUGGUGGGGAUGAUACUAGUUUUAAUUUCAGCUGGAAAAUGUUCACAAGCUGGGACUACCUCAUUGGCAAUCCUGAGACAGCAGAUAAUAAGUUUGCUUCCAUCACAACAAGCUUUAAGGAAGCUAUUGUGGAGGAGCAGGAGAGCCGAAAAGAAGAAAAUAUUCACUUGACUCGAUUCCUGAGGGUUCUUGCUAACUUCUUGGCCCUGUGCACACUUGCUGGGAGCGGCUACCUCAUCUUUUUUGUUGUGAGAAGAUCCCAGAAAUUUGCCCUGGAAGGUCUGGAGAACUACGGGUGGUGGGAAAGAAAUGAAGUGAACAUGGUGAUGUCACUUUUAGGAAUGUUCUGUCCAACACUUUUUGAUGUAAUCAGUUCUCUGGAAAACUACCACCCUCGAAUAGCUCUAAGAUGGCAGCUGGGACGCAUCUUUGCUCUUUUCCUUGGCAAUCUCUACACUUUCAUUAUUGCCCUGAUGGAUGAAAUCAAUCUCAAGUUGGAAGAAGAGAAGAUAGUCAAGUAUAACAUGACAAUAUGGGAAGCCAGUCUAUAUAAUGGUACUAUUCCAGGAAAUUCAACUGCUCCUCCAAUACAGGUGGACCCUGCAGAUGUCCCCAGAGGGCCAUGCUGGGAAACAAUGGUAGGGCAGGAAUUUGUGCGGCUGACAGUCUCUGACAUGAUGACGACAUAUAUCACGAUUCUAAUUGGUGAUUUCUUGAGAGCUGUCUUCGUUAGGUUUUUCAAUUACUGCUGGUGCUGGGACUUAGAGUAUGGAUUUCCAUCAUAUUCAGAGUUUGAUAUAAGUGGGAAUGUGCUGGGACUGAUCUUUAACCAAGGCAUGAUCUGGAUGGGAUCUUUUUAUGCUCCAUGCCUCCCAGCGAUCAACGUCUUCCGCCUCCAUACUUCCAUGUACCUGCAGUGCUGGGCAGUGAUGUGCUGCAAUGUGCCCCAGGAGAGGGUUUUCAAGGCUUCCAGAUCCAACAACUUCUACAUGGCCAUGCUGCUCUUCAUUCUCUUUCUGUCCAUGCUGCCUGCUGUGUACACGAUUGUCUCCAUCCCACCGUCUUUUGACUGUGGUCCUUUCAGUGGGAAAACUAAAAUGUUUGAAGUCAUAUCAGAAACUCUGGAGCACGACUUCCCUUCUUGGUUUGGGAAGGUAUUUGGGUAUGCUUCUAACCCUGGACUCAUCCUACCUUUCGUACUGCUGAUGGUCCUGAGUAUUUAUUAUCUCAAUGCUACAUCUAAGUCCUACAAGGAAGCUAACUUGGAACUUAAAAAGAAGCUACAGAGUCAAGCAGAAGAAAAUAAAAGAAGAAAUAAACAAAAAGCACAAAAAUCAAAUGAACAAGAGGAAAACCCUUUUGAGACAGAACCACCACAGCCAAAGCAAAAAGGAAACAACAAGCAAGAUGAAUGCACUCCAAAUCAAGAUAACAAGAAAGGACAAGGAGACAAUGAAUCAAAGAAGAAGACAAGCCAGCAGCAGGAAGCAAGCUCCUCCCCGUCCCUCCAGCAUCCGGGCCCAGCCCCAAAUGGGCACUUUUCCCCCCAGAGCAGAGGAGGAAACCUUCCUCCCCCACAUGUGGCUGUGACACGGCCUCCGGGGCCCCGAGGGUAUGGAGCACCAGGCUAUCCUCCCGGAAACCCACGCUUCCCAGGGGCACAGCCAGGAGUGCCCAGGGGCCCUCCAAACUACCGAUGAGGAGGCUCUCCUCGGGGAAAAGUGCUCUGUAAUACGAUGAAGGACGCUGAGGGAGAAAAGAGUGGUUUUAACCCCCAAAACACUCCCAUAAGUGCAGAACCCCAUUGCGUUCACUGUGAAUCUUUAUGUGCAUAGAAGUUACUCAUGCUUCAGCAUUUGCAGGAUAGGAGGUUUCAGUGUUCAAGUUCAGUAGGAACCGUUGCAUCUGUCUGCUUGCAUCUGAAGGCAUUGCAAAAAUGUGUUAUCUGUGUCAAUAUGUUCC